GGCCGAAAAUGUCGGUUAGUUUUAAGCGGGAACUAUAUAAACCCCACCGAAACAUCACGGAAAGGAGAUCAGUGCAGAAAUGGGUGCGACUUGAAUUGUUUUUUUCAUUUUUAUAUUAUUUGAUUGAUAUUUGCUUUCGUCUCAACUUCCCCACUUCAAUCAAUCAAUGCCUCGGAACACCCUUUCUCCACUUACCUUUCUUCUCCACUUUUCUCUUUCGGGUCUUGAUUUGCGUUAGAUUCUAGGGAGAUUAGAGGAAGAUUGAUUCUUUUUUUGAUCAUGGAUUUGGGGAAAGGGAAGGGGAUACGCUAUUUUGAUCUCAAUUUACCUGUCCAGGAUUCUUUAACUGGAUUAGGGUUUCAAGAUUCUGUUCCUUUCGGGUUCCCGCAGAAUAAUCUAACGGAAUUCAACCGAUUUGUUGAUGAUAGUGGUACGGGUAGCAGUUUUGGUGGUGAUUUGAGCAGAGGGGAGACUGACCCAGAUGUUCAAAUGACUAGUUAUGCUGACCCAGAUGUUCAAAUGACUAGUUAUCCGAGUACGAGGAGAUACACUAUUGAAGAAAAGGCAAAGGCCAAAAUAGAUGAUGGUAAAGGGAAUCUUGAUUGUGAUUUUGAUUUUGAUUUUGGUUCUGAUUUUGAUCUUAAUCUUCCUUUCGAAGCUUUUGGGGGAUACCCAAUUGAAGGACAAAUUGAAAAUAUGGAUGUAAUCGAUAUAUCGUCAUCCAGUAGUGAUGAGCUUGGGAUGUUAAAUACGGAAUUUGUAGAAAAAAAUUACCUCUCGCUUUUGUCCAGGGAAGCUACGAAGUUAGAACGGGAAAGGGUUGAUGCCUUUGUAAGAGAAGAAUCAAGAAGAAAUGAAGAGAUAGAAAGACAGCGUUCUAUUGCCAGAAAUGUUGCUAAAAAAUUUGCACAUCCUAAACAGCAGCAGCAAGAAACGAGUGACCCAGAAACGACUAGUCAAUUGAGUGAAGUUGAUUCUCAAAGUCCGUUUGCACUGGCAAUGAAAGCAAUCAGGAAGAGGAAUUCAAGCCAAAAUGUCCAUAAGAAGUCUUUACCUGGUUUAUCUGAGCCUCCGUUCAAAUGGGUUCCGGCAAAUAACAGAGGCCGUAAUGGUUUUCAACGCUCUGUUCCUAAACUGCUUGAUAUUUGUCUCGAUUUUAUUGCCAAGAAUGCUGAUAAAAUUGUGUCACUUGAAUAUAUUCCGGACAAUUUAAAGCAUAAACUUAGUCAGAUGGUUAGUUGUUAUAGAAAAUCGGACGCACGCUUUGUCGAACUUCUUGCAGGGAAUUCUCCAACUGAGAUUCGUGUGUGGGAUACUUCACAAUUGACAGAAGACGAAUGUAGCAAAAUUUUUAGUACUCUUGAUACCAAGAACUUGACUGUUUUACAACUAGAUCUUUGUGGAUUGUGCAUGCCUGAUUAUGUAUUGUGUACCACUUUGGCCAGGCCAUUGCAUAAACUUUCUAAAUUAGCCACCUUAUCUCUAAGGGGUGCACAUCGAUUAUCGGAUUGUGGGCUAAGUGCACUGGCCGUGUCUGCACCAGUAUUACAGUCUAUAAAUCUGAGCCAGUGCUCUCUUCUCACAUCUAGUAGCAUCAAUGAUCUGGCUAGUCAUUUGGGAUCUACUUUAAGGGAGCUAUAUAUGGAUGAUUGUCAGAACAUAGAUGCCAUGCUUAUUUUACCAGCAUUUAAGAAGUUCAAGCGUUUAGAAGUGUUGUCAGUGGCAGGCAUUCGGACUGUUAGGGAUGGUUUUGUCAUUGCAAUGGUUGAAGCAUGCGGCAUGAAUAUGAAGGAGCUUGUUUUUGCUAAUUGUGUGGAACUGACUGAUAUAUCACUUAAAUUUGUGGGUGAAAAUUGCCCCAAUUUAUGUGCCUUGGACCUUUCACACUUGCAUAACUUGACAGAUAAAGCAUUACAAUAUCUAGCCAAUGGUUGCCGAUCAAUUCAUAAAUUGAAACUUUGCCGAAAUGAUUUCAGUGAUGAAGCUGUUGCUGCCUUCUUGGAAGCCUCUGGGGAGUCUGUAAAUGUGCUUUCACUGAAUAACAUCAGUAGGGUCAGUCUCCACACUGCCUUAGCAAUUGCGAAAUGUUUGAGAAGCUUGUUGAGUUUGGACUUAUCAUGGUGUCGCAAAUUAACAAAUGAGGCACUGGGAUUGAUUGUUGACAGCUGCUCUUCACUGAAGGUGCUCACACUUUUUGGGUGCACACAGAUUACAGAAGUCUUUCUGAAUGGUCACUCGAACUCUCUUGUGCAUAUCAUUGGAUGCAAGAUGACACCAAUUCUGGAACAUCUCGAUAUGCUUGGUCCUCAAGAAACUCCAUUAAGGUAUUCUCCACUGAUAGAUGUUGCCGAUCAGCAGAGUAUUUGAUUCCCAAAUACGUAAUUUUGCUAAUGUGCUACUCACAUUCUUAUUGUACUGGAAAUGCCCUGUAGCCAAUUUCAUUUGUUUUUGGUCCAUACAACACUCAAACCAAAUCACUCAUUAACCUCAACGUCAACUAGAAAAGUCCCCAAGUCUAUUGAUAGCAAACUGAGCCUGAGGAUAAUUUCUUUGGAUUACCUUCUCAUAUCUUCCAUCUUUUGCUAAUGUAAGAUGCAUGAUGCAUCUGAAAAUUGUAUAGGAAGGAGGAAUUUUUGAAUGUUAAUAUGAUCAGAUUAAAGAGAAUAUCAAAUAUAGUUGAUUUGGUUCAAA
Messenger RNA from Hevea brasiliensis (rubber tree), 2691 nucleotides. RefSeq lists its product as uncharacterized. Gene Ontology annotation, cellular component: SCF ubiquitin ligase complex. NCBI's taxonomy places the organism in Eukaryota, Viridiplantae, Streptophyta, Magnoliopsida, Malpighiales, Euphorbiaceae. The record is from RefSeq and is a predicted model, not a curated record. Bases 280 to 2367 code for a protein of 695 amino acids. The transcript is spliced from 6 exons. Gene Ontology annotation, biological process: SCF-dependent proteasomal ubiquitin-dependent protein catabolic process.